Messenger RNA from Ciona intestinalis (vase tunicate), 3677 nucleotides. The record is from RefSeq and is a predicted model, not a curated record. NCBI's taxonomy places the organism in Eukaryota, Metazoa, Chordata, Ascidiacea, Phlebobranchia, Cionidae.
UAUUUCUUUUUUUUCUCCAGGAACAAAGAACGGACAAUACGUCUUCCAACUGACCCCUGAUACUUCGAAAACUGUGAUCUCAAACGCCAGAAAAUCGUGUUUGAGCUGGUUUAUUCGGGAUUCUCUAGAUCCAUGGCAACCAGACAGAGAGCCUUGCCCAUGUACUGCUAUACAAGCAAGGUCGGAUAGAAGAUUCUCCAUCUCAAUUGAGUUAUACCUACAUUGGAUAAAAAUAUAUUCUGAAUACUGGUGGUGGUCAUAUUGGGGUUAUCCAGAUGGAAGCAACUUCACAACCACUGAGUGGAAUUACGAUGAGGCCGAAUUCUCUCGCUGCUACCAGAUGAGAGUCGGCACGGGUCCUCGUUGUUGCUAUGGCAGCCGGGAGAGAAACUUUAAUAGAUGGUGGGGUUGGUGGCUUGGGGGGCCAAUCAUCGAGGGGCCACGUGGUAGUCGAUAUGAGAGACAUCAGAUACCUAUCGUUGAGAGAUCAACUUCACGGUGGUGGUGGUGGAGCUCUAUAUGGUAUAGGGAACAAUCUGUUCUUGACCGACAAUAUCAACUUGCAAUGGAUAAUGAUUUGAAGCCUCGCCGACAUUGCUGUAUUGAAAGUGAAUCUAACUUCUACUGCGGCCUUUAUAAACAGAAUCGACCGACUGCUACUUGUGAGGGAUAUGUGCAGAGGUGGCCAUCUUGGAACUGGGGCGACCCGCACAUCACAACAACGGAUGGCAACUCCUACACCUUCAACGGCAUCGGUGAAUAUCAUUAUCUUUACGCACCUGAUGUGUUAUCGGUGCAAGGAAGAAUCAAGAAAGCAACGAAAGAAGACGGCACAGAAGCGGGGGGAACUAUAUUUGUCUCGUUUGCGAUCCGAGACUUCACGUUUAAUACCUCAGGAAUUGUCCAGUUUGAUGUCGACCCCAACCAUGUGAAUGGAACCGGAAUCCUGGUUCGGGUUAAUGGAGUUUUGCAAAACAAUAUUACAGAAACUGCUAUGGAUGUUAACCAAGUAUCGCUUUCAACGAGUAGCGGGGCUGUUGAAGCUGCUUUCCCAUCUGGUUCAUCAGCUUCGGUGUCGGCUUCAGAUUUUAUGUUAUCAAUGGAAUUUACUGGAGACACCAACAGCUUGAUGAAUAUUUCAAAGGGUUUGCUUGGCGCAUGGAAUGGCAUCAAAUCCGAUGACUUUGAGUUUAGAAACGGAACGGUUCUUAAACUAUCGGACAUAGAAGUAACUGAGAACUCGGAUAUUUUGAACGGAACACUUUCGGAACAAAAACUUUAUCCAUUCGGACUCUCAUGGAAAAUCAUGGAGGAUGAAAGUAUCUUCAACUACACUGGUGGCAACGACACAUACGCGUUACACAACCCAACCCCAACCUCUGACCCCCCAUUUUUGGAGGUUCUGGUGAAGGAACAAGCGGGGCAAAGUCAUUUUGAAUCUGUGAAGGCCAACUGUACGACUAAUGGGGUUGUAUCUACCACUUGUUUGUAUGAUGUGCUGGUCACCAACAGAACAGAGAUUGGUCAAACUACUUUAUCAGAUGCAGCAACUUCAUCAGCUGUUGCUAGUGCUAAUGCCAACACCCCACCCAAUGCAACAAUAUCCGAUGGCGAUCAUGUGGAAAACGGGAACACUUUCCUCGCAAAACUGAACUCUUCAUCCACGAUGACUGUUAGCGCUAUAGACCCAGAUGGUGACAGUGUUACCUUCCAUAUUUUCCCCAAUAAUUCUGUGGCUGGCAUCACUGUGGAUGAAAAUUCUGGCGUUGUAUCAUGGACACCAACUGAAGCAAACCGAAUCCAAGGAACCACCAACCAAACUCUUGUAAUACAAGCUAUUGAUUCUAAUGGGGGAGAAACUUUGUUGACAGUGAAUAUAAAGCUAUGUGUUUGCAACAACAGUGGUGUGUGCUUGUAUAAUGAGACUUUACUUGGUGUGGAAAAUUAUGAGGUAAUUAACCCAUUCGUGAACCCGGUUACUGUACUGAGCAAAUCACUAUCGUGCGUUACUGUUUUAAUUGAUGAUGGAUCAUUAUAUGGGUUGUAUGAGGUAAAAGCAGUUUCAAACCAAAACAACUUCUUGGUGAACUCAUCAGCAAUAAAGACAAAAAUAUGUGGUUUAAGUCCAAACACCCAGUAUAAUAUAAGUGUGAGGGUUCUUGCGUUGAAAGGUUCGAACCAACUUUUCACCACAACCGAAUUCAGUGCCAUUACUGCGGCAAAGACAGAUGCGCUUAAAAUCCGAUUGUCGCUUCGUGUUUUAUCGGAAACAUUCGUGACUGAAAUGUCAAACAUUGCAUCGGCAUCUGCUGUGGCUUUCAGGGGAAGACAUGAAUCAACACUUAAUAAUGGACUGGUUUUCACAAAUGGUGGAAACACAUUGACGUCAUCGGUUCUUGUGUUUAUCCGGCUUUCAGCUGGUAGUGUCCGAGCAGACUCGGAAGCGUUACUCACCUCGCAAAAUAUGGCUGACUCAUCAGCAACAGCGGCUGGUACUAACCUCGACUCAGCAGUUUAUGCCGACGUUAUGACAAUUACAGACUUUCCCGACCCCCCUGCCAACCUUGUGAUAUCUGAAGUCACUGAUUCAACGAUUACUGUGAGAUAUGAUGAAGUUGCUUCAGCUAUUCAUUAUGAAAUACAGUUAACUUGCACGACCACAAGCGUGAACCUGGUGACUACUUCCACCACCUACACCAUACCAGACCUGCCAUCAAACACGAUAUGUUCCGUACAAGUUCGCGUUCUAGUGGCACUAGUGGCAGCAGCUGCAAGAUCAGAUUAUUCCGACUCCAUUGAAACUACAACCGUACCUGCGGUUCUUGGUCUCCAAGCAACUUCCAUCACAGAAACGAGUGCCGUGAUUUCAUUCAACUCAGUAACAAGGGGCGUGUACUACACCGUCCAAUCAGCUGCUAGCCCUAUUAACCUCACCCAAUCACAAGUCGUUUCUGGGAAUUUAAGUUUGAGCGUAGGGGGGUUGGUUAAAAGUACAACUUAUACAUAUACAGUUGUAGCAGUUGCUUUAGACGUCGAUGGCAACCUUCACUCAAGCGCGCCUGCAACUCUUACGUUCACUACAAGUGGUUUGUGCGGUGUCAAUCCUUGCUUUAACGGAGGAUUGUGUUCGGAAGACGGGACCCUCGUUGGCUGUUUGUGUCCGUCUGGUUACACAGGGAUAUUAUGCGAGGCUAAAGAUAAUUCGGAGGCAUUAAAGAUCGGCCUUGGUGUAACUGGUGGUGUAAUUGGAGGGGCAUUGAUCGUACUUGUGUUGGUUUGGUACGUUAAGAAGAGACCACAAGCUUACUCUCUUCAUCCUGAUGAAAAACCUUCCAAUUUUGAAGAGUAAAAGAUAAUGUCCAUCGUCAUGCAAAAUAUUUAUAACGGCCAUGAAAGUUCAUUUUGUAGUUUUUUCAUAACUUUUUUCUUUUUUUAGAACUUUUUUUACUUUUUUUUGUAGUUUUUUUUACUAGGAUCAGUAGAAGCACUCACAGCACUUAUCUAACCACUGUGUUUGUAGUUUUGUAAUAAUUGAUACAUUGUCAUCUGUUAUGACAUCACUAGUAUGACAUCAUAAUCACUGAGGAUGCCACUGGAUGAUUGGAUGACUAAAUGAUGUAAUAAUGAUGUCAAUUUUUUUUGUUUUUAGUUUUAUAAAUAAAAAAUCUUCGGUAUAA